AUGUUGGAAGGAAAGUUUGAUGAAUCCACAUUAUUAAAGAAAAUUGUUGACUCAAUUAAAGAUUGUGUCAAAUUAUGUAACUUCAACUGUACUGAACACGGAAUCACUGUGCAAGCCGUUGACGAUUCACGUGUGUUGUUAGUUUCCUUAUUAGUUGGUCAAACUGCAUUCAGCGAAUACAGAUGCGAUAGAGAUGUAACCUUGGGAAUAGACUUGGAGAGUUUUAGUAAAAUCAUCAAGUGUGGUCAAAAUGAAGAUUACUUGACCUUGUUGGCUGAAGAUAGUCCUGAUAGUGUCAUGACCAUUUUUGAAGACAAGAAAAGGGAGAGAGUUAGUGAAUAUAGUUUGAAGUUGAUGAAUAUCGAUUCGGAAUUUUUAAAGAUUGAUGAUAUGGAAUAUGAUACUGUUAUCAAUAUGCCUAGUUCUGAAUUUGCUAAAAUUGUUAGAGAUUUGAAAAACUUGAGUGAAUCCUUGAAUAUUAUCGUUACUAAAGAUUCAGUUAAAUUUACUAGUGAAGGUGAAACAGGUACUGGAAGUGUGGUGUUGAAGCCUUACACCGAUAUGGACAGACCUGAGGAGAGCGUUAGUGUUCACUUGGAUAAUCCAGUUGAUUUGACUUUUGGGUUGAAGUAUUUGAAUGAUAUUAUUAAAGCGGCUAGUUUAUCUAGUACAAUCACGGUUAAGCUUGCUGAUAAGACCCCGGCUUUGUUUGAAUUUAAAUUGGAUGUGGGUGGAUACUUACGAUUCUACUUGGCACCAAAAUUCGAUGAAGAUGAAUAA
Messenger RNA from Lodderomyces margitis, 780 nucleotides. It is a transcript of the gene POL30, whose product is annotated as proliferating cell nuclear antigen. NCBI's taxonomy places the organism in Eukaryota, Fungi, Ascomycota, Pichiomycetes, Serinales, Debaryomycetaceae. The record is from RefSeq and is a predicted model, not a curated record. The transcript has a single exon. The coding region runs from base 1 to 780 and encodes 259 amino acids. Gene Ontology annotation, cellular component: PCNA complex. Gene Ontology annotation, biological process: regulation of DNA replication; mismatch repair; leading strand elongation. Gene Ontology annotation, molecular function: DNA binding; DNA polymerase processivity factor activity.